AUGAUUGGUAAGAAGUCAUUCAACACUACAACAGGCGUCAUCACGGCUCCGCAUUUUCGACGUCAUCAUAAAGUUGUAAUGUCAACACAAGUAGCAAAUGAUUUCAAAGAAUCUGGGAAUAAAUUUUUUCAGCAGCGUCGAUAUGAAGAGGCCAUUAACGCAUACAAUCGUGCAAUCGUUCAUAAUCCAGUGAUACCGGCAUAUUUCACAAAUCGGGCUUUAUGUUAUAUGCAGUUAAUGCAAUGGGAACGUGCGGCGAAUGAUUGUCGUAAAGCAUUGGAACUUGAUCGGAAAAAUGUUAAGGCCAAUUUUUUUCUUGGUCGAAGUUGUAUCCAAUUAGGACAAUAUGAAGAGGCAAUCAAAGUGUUGACACGCGCAAAUGAUUUAGCAAUGUGUCAGAAACUUAAUUUUGGUGAUGAAAUUACUGCACAGUUGAGGCUGGCCAAACGUGAAAUAUUCCGUAAAGAUGAAGAGAAAAGGUUAUUUUCAAUAUCUAGAUUACAUGGCAAUACAACUGCUUUUGAAGCCAUAUGCGGUGCUGCCGUGUGUGAUUCUUUUCGACAGAAACAGAUAGAUGAGCCAGUUUUGUUCGCAACACUUAUGUUCGCAUAUCGAAGGUGCCCUCCGAGCCGAGUUGUUAAACUAAGAAGCGCUGACCUCUUCGGAUUUAUGUUAUCUUAUUGCAGGAUUAAACAGGAAAUAGAAUUGCAAACUUAUUUGAAUCGUUUGAUGGAUGAAGAUUUGCAACGCAAAUUACAAGAACUCAAAAUUAAGGAGGCAGCAAAAAAGAAGGAAAAUGACAUGGACUGCUCAGAGAAUAUAGAAAAUCAAGAGGAGCAGGGAGCGAAUGAUGAAGAUAUUGAACUGAAUGAAGAGGAGGAGAAGGCAAAGGACGCAGAAAAUGAAGAAGAAGAAGCAUUAAGAAUGGAGAAUUUAGUUAAUAAAAAGAAACUGAACGAACUGUUUGCUCAGGUAGAUGAAAGAAGACGCAAACGUGAAGUACCAGAUUAUUUAUGUGGUAAGAUAAGUUUCGAGAUGUUAAAGGAUCCGGUCAUAACGCCUAGUGGUAUAACAUAUGAUCGUAGUGAUAUAAAGGAACACUUGCAAAAAGUGGGUCAUUUUGAUCCGGUCACCAGGGCACCACUCACUUCCGAUCAGUUGAUACCGAAUUUAGCCAUGAAAGAGGUUCAUUUGUCUCAUUUAUUAUUCAAACAUUUAAUAAUUACUGCAUAA
Anisakis simplex (herring worm) is the source of this 1233-nucleotide messenger RNA. The record is from the annotation of a GenBank genome assembly. Lineage: Eukaryota; Metazoa; Nematoda; Chromadorea; Rhabditida; Anisakidae.